AAUCAGCCUGCAGACAGGGGUCAAAUCUCUACAAUAGGAGGCUGAUUUACUUGUUGCACUGUGCUGCGAUGUGUUUUGUGGCCGGCUGAGAGGAGCCUGAUUUGACUUACUUCAGUCGAUGGGUCCGAGCCUAACGCCACAAAUCUCUGAUGUGAUGUUGCGCUGGCAUGCAUGAGCUCCGCAUCUCAUCUUCAGAGUGUCAAAGGAGACAGUAAUCCCCUUGGUGCCAUGGCUGAGGUGAUGGGACAGAGGAGUAUGUUGGGCUUUGGUGUGGUGUUGGCAUGGUUGGUGCUGUUCCACCUACUGGUCAACAUCUGGCUGCUGUGUGUGUUCACCAGCCUGCUGGUAGUGCUCGGUGGCUGGCUCGGCUCGCAGGCCGUCCUGGAGUCCAACAGUGUGGUCCACCUCGAGAGGUUUAUCACCCUGGAGCAGGUUCAGCCGUCUGUGGAGGAUGAGCAUCACUUGAACCAAGAGAUUCACAAUACAGUGAGGAAAAUCAUCAGGGACUUUGUCUCAUCCUGGUACUCCACUGUGUCCUCUGAGAGUGGUUUUGAAACAGAAGUUCAGGAGGCCAUGAUUUCUAUGGCCAUGGAGCUGAAAAUACGUGCAAGACAAGUCGACAGGAAGGAGCUGACCCAAAAGAUCCUGGAUCUGUUUGGCUGCCACCUGCAGGACUACAUCAGAGCCAAGGAGCUGGUGAGCAGCCAGCAGACUCCUCCGGCGGGGGAGUGGACCAGUGAGAGCAAGCAGUUGUGGAAAGCAUAUUCCACAGUUACCGCGCCUCAUCUUGCCAUGACCAGUGAAAUGGAAUUAAACUACAUCAGAGCAAUUGGAGAUAUGUUGCUGCAUGUUUUGGUUCCACCGCCACACUUGGAGACCCGCACAGGACGUUUUGUUGUUGGAGAGCUCAUCACCUGCAAUGUUCUGCUCCCUCUCAUUGACAGAUUGUCUGACCCUGACUGGCUAAACAGUUUCAUGAUUGAAAUAUUCAGCAAGUCUAGCAAACCACAGGAGCCAGUUACAACAGAGACUUCAUCAUCACAACUGCCGCCGCCACUCGCUGAAUCAGAGCCAGCUCCACUACAAGAGUCAAUGCACGUACCUCAAAAGAAUAAUGAAGUUUCUCCACCUCGAGCUGAGACUGAAAUUUUUAAUGACACAGAAAUGGCCACGCCUGAGCUAGCUGCCUAUGAUGUGACUGACUCAGAGGAGGUGGACUGUCCACAAAACAACAUGGAGGAAGAAGAACCAACUCAACCAUUUUUAAGGCAUUACACGAGAGGAGGCAAAUCAAAUCCAUUUUACCAGGAAAAUGACUCUGACCUGGACUCUCCUUCAGCUGACUAUAAACAAAGUUCCAUUGAUUCCCUGCUCAUGAUAGGCCAAGAGGAGGGCGUGUAUGACAGACUGACAGAAUGUGCCACAUCUGCCGAGAACAAUAAUGGCAUGGACCUGGAGGAUGUUUGCCCCAGUUCAGUGGAUGGCUCCUGCCCUAAAGUCCUGGUGAAUUCACAACCAGUAGAGUAUCGUAAUGGCUGCGGCCCUUCACCGGGUCCCACAGCAGAGGGGACUCCUACUAUGAGUGGCCAGCAGGACCUGGAGAUAGAGAGCAGUUCCCCUUCUGUGAACCCAGCCAGAGGGCUCCUCCUGGGUGUAGAACAGGGUGGGCUGGUUACUGGCAGUGAGCUGACUGAUGUCAGUCCAUUGCAGGCCUCUUCUCCCAUGCCCUCGUUCAGUUUUGAACCCCUCAGCAGCCCUGAUGGACCAGUCAUCAUCCAGAACCUCCGCAUCACUGGCACCAUCACAGCGAAAGAACACCGUGGCACAGGCUCACACCCCUACACUCUUUACACUAUCAAAUAUGAGACAGCGAUGGGCUGUGAGAACCCAGGGAGCAUCCAGUCAGGCUCGGAGGAGGCUGAAGUUGUACUCGCAGGUUGUGAGAAUCCAUCCUCAGUUCAGCCGGUAGCCUAUCACAUGGUCAACAGACGAUACAGCGAGUUCCUCAACCUGCAGACACGGCUUGAAGAAAAAACAGAACUACGGAAACUUAUCAAAGGUGUCAAAGGUCCAAAGAAAAUGUUCCCAGACAUGCCCUUUGGAAACAUGGACAGUGACAAGAUAGAAGCCAGGAAAGGACUUCUGGAGACCUUUCUAAAGCAACUCUGUACCAUCUCUGAAAUAGCCAACAGUGAAGAGAUGCAGGAGUUUCUGGCUCUCAAUACAGAUGCUAGGAUUGCCUUUGUCAAGAAACCUUUUAUUGUGUCACGCAUAGAUAAGAUUGUGGUGAAUGCCAUCGUGGACACUCUGAAGACGGCGUUUCCUCGUUCAGAACCUCAGAGUCCAACAGAGGAGAAUGACGGAGAGGUGGAUGGAGGGAAAAUAAGUAGUGACAAGAAGAGCAAGUCUCGUCUGAAGUUCUCCAGUAAAAACAUCCCGUUUAUGAAUGGCUCAGAUGUUAGACCACAGAUUUUGUUCAGUUUUGAGCAAACCAGCACAGUGUUUAAUGGGAUGUCUUUGGGAGAUCUGCAAGCCUUUAUCACCGAACAAGAGAGACUGUCCAUCAGAGGCGAGCCAGAGAGCGACGACAGUCCAGUAGUCAGAGAAUUCAGAGGUCACAUUAUUGACAGCCUGAGUGGAAAGCAAAGUCAGGAAGCUGCAUCUGAGACGGCGCUGGCUGAGGUGGCUCUGAACAUCCUGUGUCUGCUGAUGAGGAAGCAGUGGAGCUGGCUGUGCACUGAAAACAUUCAGAAGACCAUCAGACUCCUGUUUGGGACACUUAUUAACAGAUGGCUGGAUGUGAGCGUAGCCAACCUGACAUGCACCAGGUACUGGGUGUUGUACCUGCAGGUCAUCCAGGAGGCUGUGUGGCCAGGAGGAACUCUGCCUACAGCCCCUCAACUUGAGCGCAGUCAGCAGCAGAAGGACAGCACCAGGCAGCAAGCUUUACACUGUCUGAUGAGACUCCUGCCAGAUCUUGUAUCUGACAUGUUGGGCUCAGACAAGUACAAACUCAGCUGGCAGACUGCAUUGGACUCUCUUCAAGACCCCUUCAUCAACCGACACCUGGUCUACUGCAUAUUUGAUCUUCUGCUGGAGUUCCUGGUUCCUGAAAUACCUGAGGAAGACUUCCAGAGGAGCCUGUUGCAGACCCUCACCAAGAACCCAGAGAAGAUGCUGGCGUGAGAAGAAACCCCAGGGGAACACACCUGCAAACCAGGCUGUGGUUUUUUCCACUGAUCAUUCACCACUGAUGAUUUGUUGAAAAAGAAGUGACAGUGAGGCUGCUCCUGUUCUACUAAUGCUCUGCGAUGAGAGUGGAAAAGUGAAUGUGUCUGGUGAGGCUGAAUAUUCUCUGCCCCUACUGUAACCUCUGAGGCCUGUCUUUAGUUAGGUGUUGCUGUAUUAACACAUGAGGCUCUUGAACACGUUGUACUGUACACACACACUUUAACACAAACUGCAUUUGAAGCAGCUUUGAUUACACGAGAGCACCUGGUUUGUGUUUAAUGUCAGAACGUGUCUGACGUGUUGUUCAGAUCUAAACAUGUGGGAAAGCCUCCUUUCGAUCUCCACGUCCUGCCUCUUCCUGCUCACUAAACUCUUUGGCUUUGACUAAACUCUCUUCAGAUGGUCUUCACACUCUGCCCUCAUCCCCUCUUGCAGUUUCUUGGUAGAAAAACCGAGACUUGUUGCUCGAAUCUGGAGAAGCAGGAUUUGCUUUUUCCUCCCAACUUAAAUCCCUGCAUGCUCUGUGGGGAUUUAGCAUCAGUGUUUUCCUCUCUGUUGACCUGUUCUUUAACAUCCCACUGGCUCUGUAUAGAGCCACACAUGUGAUUCUGGCAUAAUGUGAGCUAUACUUUCUAAAUCUGAGCCUUCCUGAGGGAUCACGUGUCUCUGGUAGUGAUUUUUUUUUUUUUUACUUGCAUGUGUCCAGGUGUAGGGAAAGUACAUAUUGUGGUGUAGUGUUGUGAAGAGUUGGCUAUAAGAUAUUUUACUGGCUUCACGGAUGCGUCACAGUUCUCUUAACAAGUCCCUUGGAGAAUUAUCUGGGCAGUUAAUGUCUAAAUCAUAUAAGAACUGUGCCCAACAAAAACAGGUAUAUGAAUGCUGCAGGAAUGGUGUUGGCCCAGGUCCAUUCAGUCUCUUUACAGGUUUUGUUUGUAGGUAAAAACAGUAAACUGCUGGACUCCUCUACAGACAAAUGUUGUGCUUUUGCAUAACAUUAUAAUGUCAAAGCUGACCACACAUUGUAAUGACUUUUCAAUAAUGACACCAUUAGCUUUCCGAUUAGUUCCCUGUAACCUUUGCUUUCAUUCUGUAAUUCUGUCUGCUACCAGGCACAGAAUCCCCCCAGAAAAUGAAGGUUGACUGUUGAUCCAGUCAGACAGGCAGCCUGGCAUGAUUUUUAUCUGCUUCCACGUGUCCAUCGUAGUUUUGCGUUACUGGUAGUUGCGACUCUGAGGGAAAUGAAUGCUGUUAUGACUUGGAAACAUGAAGAGGGCAAGUUGUUUGUUUCCUCUUUAAGAUCAGUCUCUGAUAGAUGGCUAAUUAAACUGCAGGCCGAGAGGGUUGGUAUAUUACAGAGAAGCACAACGUCUCACUUAGUUUUAGUGGUAUCUAUCCAUGCUGAUAUAUCCGGGUUAGGGAUGCAUGAUAUAUAUUGUCCUGAUAGUGGGACAUUUUCAUUUUCAGCUGUACAUCAGUAACAGCUGAUAAAUGAAGUCCAUAAUAUGAAUAGAAAAUAUUUUUCCUUCAAGUGUAGCAUUUACACUCUGAUACAGUAAGUGACUUGGUGGUAUGCACCUUUAAAUUUUGCGAUUCUCAUUGAAUAGAGAGAAGAAGAUUAUGGAGAAGAAGAACAAGCUCAGCACAUUUUGGUGCUCAUGAUGACAAACUGCUGCGCCAGUGUAGAGGCACGCAGUGCAGAGCCAAACAUGUUUUUACAGUUUCGGAGGAAAACAACUUGAUUGUAAUUUGCAAUACUUAUUUCACAAGGGUUCAGAGAGGAGGGGGAGAGUCUAUGAGAUUACAUGUAUGCUCACUGCUUUUGAGCCUUUGAAAUGAUUGGUUAUGUUAUCAGAAUCAGCCAUGAGACGCAGGCAAUGAUCAGUUAUUGGCUCAAAGACAAUUCAUAUUAUGCAUCCCUGAGUAGUAUUUAUUUGGCAGGCUACUGAGUUAUUCUCUGACAUUUCUGAGGCAAUGCACUGCAUUCUAGUCAAAGCAGUAGGUUGGAAUCGCCUACUAUUUAUAAUUUUUUCAGGAAAAACAAUACAUAAUGUAACAGACGUCAUUGUGCAUUUAAUUUUAUGGCACUUUGACACUCAGAAAUGUAUGUAUUCAGUAGCCUGAUACACAAACUGUCUUCUACAAAUACAUUCUGACCCCCUCCCCAUGGCUGCUGCCAUUGUUUGUGAUGCGAGACUUGUGCUUCGUCAUGAGGUUUACAAGUAGGAAUUCAGACACUGAGUGGCCUUCCAUCAUUCUAUUCUUGGAGGGGAGUUGAAAAUGUUCACGUUAAUUUAUUCUGAGGGUCUUACUCACACUUUUUGUUUGUUUGUUUGUGUGUGUGUGUGUGUGUGUGUCUUUGACGAUGGCUCUGUUACAUUUAAAUGUCCCUGUUUUCCCUCAGAGGUGGCGAGUGCUUCUCCUAAAAGUAGCUGUCCAAUCAUUGAUGCCUCUACAUAGAGCUACUGAUAAAAAACCAACUUGUUAGCUUAAGUUCAAACUUUAAACCAACUGGAUACAAGCUCCACUGGUUAAAACUGGUGACUGUCAAACUAACAUCCUGGUGUCUAAAUGGCAGUUUCACAGUUCCAAAGUGUAGUAGUGUAGUGGUUCUAAACAAGUAUGGUUUUCUUUGACACCUGUUAACACAAAGUGCUGUUCUACUGAAUUAAUUAGUCUAAAACUCAUCACAUCAGUGUCUUUGUGUUGAGCCAGAUUGUACAGUAUAUGUUUAAUCGUUAAACAUCCACCUCUGCUGCCUGAGGAGCAUGUGGUCAUCCUUUUGUCACAUUAGAGACCAUCUGAAGAAAGAUUUAGUGAUGUCUACGUUCACUAUAUUGUUGAAGGUUUUUGCAUUUUGUGACUCCGCCUUAGCUUCUUAUUGCCCAUGUGGUGGCAACACAUCAGUCCGCACUGAGUUCUUAGUUGGAUAAAGACAAUGAAGAGAAAACGGUUGUUGUUGUGUUGACAACAUCCUCCGUAUGUAUCCAUGUUAAAGCACAGGUCAUUAUUUAUGUCCGUGGCAGACAUGUGCAGACCAGAUGUCUUAACGCAGACUGUCUUAAAAUGCUGUUUAGUUCAUCUUCCGAUGCAGCUGGCCAGAAUGAUGAUGUAGUCUCGGGUAAAUCACUCUUCUGCCAGCAUUUAAAUGUUCCAAAAUGUUGUGACUUAAAUUUAGAGUAGCUCUUCUAUGGAUACUGCAGACCAGGAGCAUGGAGUCAGCCCCAAAUGGCUUAUAUUAAGACCGAGAAAUGCAGUGAUGUCUGAAAUGUCCAUCUGAAAUGCAUCAAAUAUGAAGAAUAUGUCUUGUUGAACUGAAUCUGCACAUUUACCGAUUUGUUAUGUUCCAUAUUAUACUAAAGAAGUCAAAUGUUACUGUUACUCUGAGUAUCAUUCCAGUGUAUGUCACCCCCCCACCCCCCCAUUGUGUUAACUUGUGAUUCAGCGCAUUUAUUAACCUAUUGAAUUGCUUGCUUUAUUAAAUUAUGACCUGUUCCAAAUUCCGUCCAUUAAAGGAUGAGCGAGGUGCCAGUCCUGACAGAGAGGAGCGUCCUCUCUCAUGAAGUGCUUUAAGUGGACUUUGCCUUACAAGGUGACCUGAUGAAGUUUGUCCUGCAGUGAUGCAGCGUCAGCGCAGCCACUGACCAUGCCUUAGCAGAACAUAAGCACCCAGUUCCUGCUCUCCGUAGUGAAUCUGUGAACACGUGUUCUUUUUAUUGUGCAAAAUGUGCUGAAUGUUGUGAAGAGAUUGUAAGAUACCUGUCAGUUCUGUCGUUUACUGCUGCAUAUUGCUGCCACUGUCUCUGCUCUGUAUAUUAUUAUUAUUACACUAGAUCGAUGUUGUUAAAAGGCCAAUUCUUAAGCUAUGGCUGUAUUAAUGCAAAGCAUUCAAAAAAUGAACUAACAUCAACAGAGUGAAGAAACAACAGUGUUGACGCUCUGUCAAAUAUGUCUCUGUUCUGUUUGUCAUGAAAAGAUAUUCGUGAGACAAGAUGAAGGAUAAAAAAUAAAAAAAAACCAUAUGUCAUUAUCAUUAUGUCAUGAUGAUGACAAAUGAUCAUGAUAAAGCCAAGCUUUUAUCAAUGAUAGAUAGUUAAUGUUACAUUAUUCAUGGUAAAAAAAAAAAAGUUUGUCUUUGGAACUUCUGCUUUUACACCAACUGGUGUUGGAACAGAACAGUUUGUAGAUGGUGACGCUGAAGCUUGAUCUGUUUCAGAGAUCUCACUCUGAUCCUGUUCUGCACUCUCCCUCACCCUCUUGUUUCUUCCCUAUCAGAUCGCGUCUGCUGUUUCUCUUCACGUGGAGUUGUGUUGUGCAUGUUACCGCUGUGAACCUCUCUGUCGGUUAGCUCAGACUGUGUGUCAAGUCUGCUAAACAUUUGCUGGUUGGAUAUUUGCAAAAACAAUAAAGUUACCAAACAUGAGUUAUUAAAUCUUCAA
Acanthopagrus latus (yellowfin seabream) is the source of this 7667-nucleotide messenger RNA. Its product is annotated as sorting nexin-19-like. Gene Ontology annotation, molecular function: phosphatidylinositol binding. The record is from RefSeq and is a predicted model, not a curated record. The coding region runs from base 172 to 3186 and encodes 1004 amino acids. Gene Ontology annotation, cellular component: intracellular membrane-bounded organelle; early endosome membrane. The transcript is spliced from 14 exons. Lineage: Eukaryota; Metazoa; Chordata; Actinopteri; Spariformes; Sparidae.